CUCAAGUGCAGUUGCACUUUGCUUCGGUAAGCACAUUUUCUACCACGAGGCGUGUUAUUGGUUUGCCACUGUUCCUCUCUGUAAAACUGGACUUUUUUCUCACCAGCGGGGCUUUGCGCUGACGGUAAUAUCAGUCAAAUCAGGGUCAUCAGGUUGGCUACACAACCAUUUCAAAUCAUCUACGAAAGGCUUUGUGCUACGGGUAGUAUCACAGAAAUCAGGACCAAAGUUUUGCUACACAACCAUUUAAAUUCAUCUACUAAAGGAAUCUCUGAUCCCAAAGACUUUAUUCCUUCAGCUGGCUCCUUGUCUGACCAAUCAGCUGGCUUUUGGAAUACCACUGUGAGGAUUGCAAAUGGUGUGUGGGGGAGCUCAGAAAACGUGCAGGUACACUUGAUGACUCCAUCUUUGUAUUUUGGAUCAUAUGGCAUCAGCUACUCCUUCACCUCUUGCCAGUUCUGUAGAGAAGACAAAUGGAGCCAAGCUCAGCCGACUUCUCAUCGAUGGUGGAACAACAGUUCUCAGGAACGUUUUCAAUGGAUAUCAUCCCCCAGCAAGUCUUUCAGCCGCGUUGAAUGCAAACUAUUCAACUCUGAAUGCUCUCUUAAAGAAACGAAUUUUACACAGAUCACAAUGGGAUCUAUUGUUUCCUCCAAGCGGUGCUCCUCCAGACUCCCAGACAUUUGAUAUCACUCUUUUAUUCCUUCUCUUAACCAACAUUUGUAGUCUCUCCCCACCCCACUCAGGGUGGCACACCAAACCAAUUCCAAGUGACAACUCCCUUGAAGCAAAUCUUGCUCGCAUAAAGUUUUACCGCAAUGAAUUGUAUGGCCAUGUUACCACAACUGGUAUUGCUGGUCCAACUUUCUCAACUCUGUGGCAGGAGAUAAGUGCUGUUCUUGUUGCUCUUGGCUUGCGGCGGACGGAAAUUGAUAGAUUGAAGGCUGAGCAUUGUGGAGAGCAAGAGUUCUUAGAUGCGUUGCGGAUGUGGGCUGAUUCUGAGGAAGAUAUAAAAUCACAGCUGAAGGACAUACGGGAUAUUGAGACCAAAGUGCUGCAAACUGUUGAUGAAGUACGGCAGAUUCAGUCAUUUGAUCACGAAACUAUUCGUGAAAAUAAAGCAAAGCUGGUAGACGUUCAUCAGUUGCAGAAGAACUUGCAAGAAUCUGUCAGUAUUGUGCAUCAUAAUCGACUUCAAGACAGUAAAGCCAUUCAAGAUACCAAGUUAACAGUUGAAAAAGUCUGCGAGAAGCUUCAAACUUUGGAGGAGGCAUCCCAGCACACCAUUCAAAAUUUGAAUGACGAGAAUGAGAGCAUCUUGGAUGACAAAGUCCUUGCGAAACUAGCAAAGGUGGACAAUUUAGCUGAAAUAAGACGCCAUGCAAGCAGAUAUGUUGAGGGAACUCGUUUAUCGAUUCUUAAAGAAGUCGAGAGCUGGUUAGCUAACAAAAGUUCUCCAAAUAGAGUGAUUGUUAUUAGCGGGAAUGCUGGAAUGGGAAAGUCUGUAAUCUCAGCUGUCUUGUGCCAAAAGAUGUUAGAGGCUGGACGAUUGUCAGGGAGCCACUUCUGUCGGCAUAACAUGGCACGCCGAAGGAAUCCCAAAGUGAUGCUGCAGUCGUUGGCCUGUCAGCUCUCCGAAUCGCUGCCAGAGUACAGGAAGGCUCUCGUGAAGAAGUUGUCGAGAAAUGUGGGCGUUGAAAUUGGAGACAUGGAAGUGGAAGAACUGUUUGAAUUCUUGUUUAAAGAACCUCUUUCAGAUUUGAAAGAUCCAGACUCUAUCCAUCUCAUGGUUAUAGAUGGCUUAGACGAAAGUGAAUACCAGGGGCGUAAUGAGCUUUUAAAUGUGACUGCGGAUUACUUCAAGACGCUUCCGUGUUGGAUACGAUUUGUGGUAACAACGCGACCUGAAAUGAACAUCUUAGAGAAGAUUCAAGACCUAAAUCCCAUACAGCUGAACCCAAACGAUCAAGAAAACUUGAUGGACGUUAGGCUUUGCUUUCAAGAGCAACUGGAACAUGUUCUGCAAUCUGAUUGCCAAGAUACCAUCUUAGAGAAGCUUGUUGAAAAGUCAGAAGGAGUCAUGUUAUAUACCUAUUACCUGGCAGAGUUCAUUAAGAAGAAUGCUGUGCGUAUGAGUGCUGCUGAAGUGAUCAACAGCGACUUGCCAUCAGGUAUUUCGUCCGUUUAUCAAGACUACUUCAAACGCCUGAAAAAUGAAAUGCAGAAAGAACUAGGUAUCACCGAAGAGCAAUUCUUCGAUUUUUUAAGUGCCAUGGUGGCAGCAAGAGAACCAUUACAUGUCGAGUUUGUCUACAAGUUGUUCCUUUCAAAAGAAUGGUCAUCGGCUGAUGAGCAAAAAGUACGAGACGCAGUUGAUUGUAUCUCGGCUCUUCUACCCAUUGAGGGCGAGUGCAUUAACUUCUUUCACAAGUCAGUCAAGGACUGGUUGGUUGAGGAGUCUGCUUCGAGGCAAAAGAAGUUUAUUGUUAGCGGAAAAAAAUGUCAUCGCAUCAUUUCAAAGCUUUGCAGAGAUGAACUAGAUGAAUUGAAACUUAAAGGGAUCCAGAGUUCAACACUGAAACAGACGUCGAGGUAUGCCUUGCAGCAUGGUGUUCAGCAUAUACUUGAGGUAGAAGAGAAUGCUCGUCCAUGUAGCCUGGACGACAUUGUAAAGAAUUAUGUCUUGGACCUAGAAUUGGUCUAUGCAAAGCUAAUUGUGAAGAGUACAGCAGCCAUUGAAGAUGUUCUUUGCGUACAAGAGAAGGAAAAUACAAAUGGUCUGUCAAAGAAUUGCAGAGAAGCCCUUGAGACGUUAUUGUUGCUGUUGCGGAAGCAUUUAAGUACUCUUUCAAAACUUCCUUAUGCCAUCUUUCAAAUUUUGUUGAAUGAAGGAGGACCUGAACUGUCUGCGGAGGCAUUAAGCUUGCUAAACACCAAGUAUGCGGACUUACCAUAUAUGGAAUAUUUGCGAAAGAAGGAGGAAAGAACAGAUGUUCUACUGCAGUUUGUUGCUUCAGAUGAGGUGAUCUCCUUUGAUGUCUCACCAAAUCAGGACUACCUGGUAUGCGAGUGUGGGAAUGAGACAAUUCAUCUGUGGUCGCUCCGUACUGGCCAGCUAAUGUGGACACGCUCUGUGCUGUUAUCUGGUAGAAACACUCGUUUUGGGCGGUACGCAAUGACACGUUUUUUUAUAAAAUUAUUCCGGUCAGUAGUUUUCCAUCCAACCUUAGACCUGAUCUUACAAGGGACUCUGUGUUGGGGUUAUACCUUGGUCGGAGACGUGAAACCUCUUUUCCGUUCGAGCGAGUGCCGGUUCAAAGUUUGUUCAAUAUCUGGUGACAAAAGCACGAUGCUGACUGACUGUCUGGACGGGAGGAAUUGCGUCAUCCAGUGGAGUCUAAAAGAUGGAAGUGAAAUUAGUCGUUUUACACACAAAUGCAAAAUUGUAUCUUUUGCUUGGUCUGCUAGUGGAAGACGGAUGGUGAUCCUGGAUUCUGACAAGUGCGCAUACCUCAUUGACAUGAAUGAUGGAGUUGAGACUCUAAUAUGUGCUUCAGUCUCGUCACGAUAUGUUAAGUUAACUCCUGACUGCCGGUUUUUUUUCUGUUUACUUUGGGAUGAACGUCAUCGGUAUCCGAAGCCCAAGCUUUUUUGUUUAGAUAUUGACAGGAACACUAUGUCAAUGUAUAGUUUGGAUUGCAUUUUUGGGACGAGUUCCUACCAGUACGCCUCGGAAUUUGAAACUUGCAAUGAGAGUGGUUUCCUAUCAGGAGAUCCCUUUUGGUAUCCAUCUGGAGGAAUAUUAUCAUCUGUGGAUUUUGCACUUGUACUAGAAAAGCAGAUGUUACUAAGAGUUUCCCCUCACAGUGAAGUGAUUGAAAUGUGUCGCCUUAAUGACGUAAGGGAGUGGAGAGGUGAGAGUAGCGAUGAAGCGGGACUAAGCAUAGAACCCGGUGACAUUACGACAGAGAGAACCGAAAAUAACGAUCUAACGGAACAUAACCUACCAGAAAUCAACCAUAUGCUGGAACAGAAAGCUGAAAUCGAUGUUCUGUCAGGACAGAGAGCUGAAGUUGCUGAUCCAUCAGAACAGAGAGCUGAACUCGGUGGCCUAGUUGAACAGACAAUGGAACGUAACAACUCUACGGAAAAGAGAGAUGAACUUGAUGACUUUGUGGGAGAACGAACGGAAUUUAAUGACCCACCAGAAAAGAGGCUCAAACUCGAUGAACUGUCAGAACGAUUGGAAACUGAUCCAUGCAGCUUAUUAGGGAAUGGAGCUGAUCCUUAUUCUAAAGGGGAUGAUCAGGAACAACAGGAACCUCUACUUGAGGACAUGGAGGAAAACGGUUUUGUUGGAUAUGAUCGCUUUCAAACAAGUUUUGUCGUUCAUUUCUCUGUUGAUGGUGACUCUCUUUAUACCGUGAAAGGUACAACGAUCCAGCGAAUAAAUCUUGUGGCUGGCGAUGUUUUAAGUAAAAGGAUCAGAAAAAAGGAAUGUAUGAUUUUUGAACAGUCUUUAAGUGUUGUGCCCGUCAAAAGAGGUGUCCUAUUUCGAACAGUUAGUGGCUCGCUUGAGUUGUGGAACUCUGAUUUGUCUGUUUGCAUGAAAAGGUGGACUGAGUUUCCUGUCGAUGAUGUUGUACCCUUAUCAGAGGAACGAGUCGCCUUGAAAACGAGGAAUAACUUUGAUGACAGAUGGGAAGUCACCAUUGUAGAUACAACGAGUGAACAAAUUGUGUCAAAGAUUGCAAAUUUUGAUGGUAUUUUUUUGGCAUGUAAUAAUAAAUGGGAAGUGCUAACCACCACUGGAAAGUCACUGCAGCUGUGGCGUGAAAACCGAAUGCUAUGGGAAACUUCUACUAAGUUCAAUCCAUUUAACCUUACAAGAGCUAUUUUUUCUCCUACUGAAGAAAACGUCGUCACUUAUGGUAGAGUUGGCUCUUGCGUCCUCGAAGCAGUUUCGGGAAAAGUGAUUCGUCAAUUGGAGAACCCGUAUGUAGAUGAUAUUAAGUUUAUCAGUAACGAGGACUGCGUUGUAGGCUUGAGUGAUCUAAGAGGUUUGUGUCUUCGAUUAUACAACGUUAAAUCUGGUGAUCUCCUCAGUGAAAUUGUAGAGGGACGACGAUUUCGAAGUCUUGCAGUUUGUCCUCGUAAGCGCUUGGUCGCAAUUAGCUUUAGAAACUCCAACCAUUUUGAAAUCAUUCAAGCGAAGCUGCCAGGCGACAAAGAAAAGACAAACAUCGAAAGGUCAGUUGAAACAAAGUUUAUUUGA
Molecule: messenger RNA, 5275 nt
Organism: Pocillopora verrucosa
Lineage: Eukaryota; Metazoa; Cnidaria; Anthozoa; Scleractinia; Pocilloporidae
Source: RefSeq, a predicted model, not a curated record